AUGGAUCAGUUCAAAGGCUGUUUAUUAGGCGCACUCAUCGGAGAAUGUGUUGGAACACCCCUCAAGCGCCCCACGUCUUGCCACAUGAACCUGGCGGGGGUGCGUAGUAAAAUUUCGACUUACUGGGAAAAAAUGCUACUGACUCACGCUUACGGAAGGUCACUACUGGAUACCGGCUACUUUUCCAUGGAAAAUGCCGCUCGGGAAUGCAGCAAUGCUUUUUACCAGAACUACACUAAGCGGACAGCCUUUGGCAAACUGACUGAGAUUAUUGCCAGCUGGAAACAUUCGCCCCCAAAAGACUGGACCGCCGCGGCGCAGAGCGUCCGCAACCGGGGAACAGAGUGUAAUCCCGCCGCUUGGAUAACAGCGUUUCCCUUGUACUUUUACAAUCGGACGGAGCAGAUGAGUUACUCUGUAGACCGUGUAGCUCGACUUACCCACUCCUCCAAUGACGCCGCCGCUGGAGCACAGUUGCAGGCUUACGCCAUUAGUCUGGUUCUAAAGAAUAAAAAGAUGAAGGAGCUUGAGUUUCUCGCCGCUCUUGUUGAAUACACUAGCAAGUCUCUCCCCGAUUCUGUACGUCAGGAAUUUUAUACACGUAUGAUGAUGGUGCUGGACUACGCGCAACGCGCUGAACCGAAAGAGAAAUUGUUCAAAGCGAUUGGCGUUGGCACCAGCCCUUUGGACGCAGUUCCCGUUGCCAUUUACUGUGCUGCUAUUGGCCGCCGCAGCGGAUGCCCUUUUGAAGCCACUUUUCAUGCGGCAAUGUCAACUGGAGGAUGCACUGAUGCCAUUGGGACCAUGGCUUGUGCCAUUGCAGGAGCCUGGUCCGGAUUCUCAGGUAUACCUGACGAAAUGGUGGGCAUGUGGGAUGGCCAGGAGCAGAUUUAUGCCUUAGCAAAAGAGCUGUACACGUACGUUUCCACACUGCACGGUCCCGACGGACCACUCUCCACGAUCGAAAAUUGGCCACACCUCCUACCUUCCGCUGGCGCCAUGGCGAGGACGGGCCUGUACUACAUCGGAUCAAAAGAUACUGUUAAAUGUCAUUACUGUCGGUUCACAAUGAGCAACUGGACACCGGGAGAUCCAUACAGUGACCAUCAGAGAUUUAACGAAAAUUGUAUUUUUGUCACAAACUGUACUGCUACUCCUGCGUAUGUUCGUGCGUCAUGA
Messenger RNA from Paramacrobiotus metropolitanus, 1179 nucleotides. RefSeq names its product ADP-ribosylhydrolase ARH3-like. NCBI's taxonomy places the organism in Eukaryota, Metazoa, Tardigrada, Eutardigrada, Parachela, Macrobiotidae. The transcript has a single exon. Bases 1 to 1179 code for a protein of 392 amino acids. The record is from RefSeq and is a predicted model, not a curated record.